Messenger RNA from Serendipita indica DSM 11827, 1146 nucleotides. Lineage: Eukaryota; Fungi; Basidiomycota; Agaricomycetes; Sebacinales; Serendipitaceae. The record is from the annotation of a GenBank genome assembly.
AUGCCUCGACAAAAGUCCAUCGCGUACAGGCUUGCACCGAAGUUUGCAACGGUGCUCUUGGACUCGGCUGGCUGGACGACGCGUAGGAAGCCCUCUGCUCAGCCUUUGGACAAGAGCCGGCAAGCGUCGCCAACUGACGCAUCCGCAAAACCUGGCUGGUCCUAUGGUUCCGGGUCAAGGAGCUCCCUCGGCAGCCGCUCAGCCAGCCGAUUGAGCGUCGUCGAGGGAGGUACCUACGAUUCGGACCAUCAUACAGUCCCUCCCUCUACAGACGACGAGGGUCGCCUGUCCCGGUAUCGCUCGGUGGGCGGUGGCGGUGCAUCUACCUCAAGCUUGGUUGCAUCCGACACCGACAACGAGAACGAUAAACGGAAAGGCAAACGUCGUCAAAGACCUGUAGAUGAGGGACGCUUUGGUGAGGAAGAAGAGGACGACUCGCCCGGUCUUGUGGUGCUUUCGUUGAGCGACGACGAAGUGCAAGGGGCCCCUGUCAGAUCCGUGGGCCAUCCGCCGCGCAAAAGGCACGCAACAGGGAAGAAGAAGGCUCGACCUUCAAGGUUUGUUCCGCAGAUCGAUAUUGGCCCGAGCGAAACGCUGCUUCCGGUGGGCUUGGUUCCAAAAAAGCGUCCCAGAUAUCUUGCGAGGACUCACUAUGCAAAUAAAGUGAGCGAGACGAAGCACAUCGAAAAUCCGCUGGCCAUGGACUCGCAAGGAUACGUGGAUCCAAUCGAGGCAUACAAGCGGCUCCUGCAACCGCCGAACCUGCAUGUGCAGAGGUUUGACGGCCUCUUCGUUCCAUUGUCGGACAAGGCAGUUGUAGAGGUGACAAACGGUAUCGUGCAAAAUGUGACCUGCUGUAUUCGCAGGUGCGUUCCGACUGUGGGGCGUCCUGUCUGGGGUCAAUUGGGUUCUCCCUGCGGAACCGUCGUUCGCACUUGGGACAGCUACCGUCGCCACGUAAUCUGCGUCCAUCUUGGGUGUGGACGUCCGGGCAAAAAGGAGACAUUGCAACAGUCCAUCCAGGCGAGACUCUCAGCGGCCCAGCCGUCCGCGAGGAGAAAGAGAAAGCGUGUGGACUCUGACGAAGAUUCAAGCGUCGACUCUGGAUGCGAGCCUCUGGGUGCGGAAGAGGAGGAAGAAGACUGA